AGCAGGCAAGGCAGCAGCGCUGCCUGCCCUGCCCGUCCCAUCGGCUCUGGCCAUGGACCCCCAGGGCCCAGCGUGGCCGGGCAGAGAGGACCCCAUGGAUGAUGACCGCCCCCUCUUCAGCACCUUCAAACCCAUCAGCGAGAACAACACGGCCAGCACCAAGCCAGCACCCGUCCUGACCCCGGUCCAGCCCCAGGGCCACCACGACACGCACGGCAGGGUUCCACGAGGCUCCGGGGCGGCUCUGCCAGGCUGGUCCCUGCCAGAGGGGGACCCGCGGCCAGAGCUGGUGGCCCUGCGUGCCCAGACCAGGCUGUGGUUUGAGCAGACGCAAGCCAGGAGGCUGGGGGCCAAGGGUGAGCUCCCGACCUGGUUCCAUGGCUUCAUCAGCCGGAGGGAGACGGAGCAGCUGCUGCAGGAUCAGCCCUCCGGCUGCUUCCUGGUGCGCUUCAGCGAGAGCACCGUGGGCUUCGUCCUGUCGUACAGGGGCAGGGAGCGCUGCCGGCACUUUGUCCUGGACCAGUGGCCGGACGGGCGGUACGUGAUCCUGGGGGAGCAGAGCGCCCACACCGAGCUGACCGACCUGCUGCGGCACUACGCCGCGGCCCCCAUCAUGCCGUACCACGAGUUCCUGACCGUGCCGUGCAGACGGGAAGAUGAGCCCCAAGGAGGGACGCGGUGCCCAGCCGGCAGCGACGCUGCACGUUCCCCAUCGAGCGAAGCACCGGCAAACCUCCUGGCGUACAGCAUUGUGUCCAGGGGGCCCCCAGGAGCCAGGCAGGCAGCCACAGCCCCCCCGCCGGAGGAAGGCUCCUCCAGGGAGGCUGCCAGCAUCCCCCCACCGCUCCCAGCCAAGGCCAGCUCCUUGGCGGCGGCUCAGGGGCCGCACAGCCCCUCCGGCAGCGGAGCAGCUCCCGAAGGUCCCUACGCUCAGGUGCACAAAGAAGCCGUCCUCCCUGAGCCCCCCGCGCAGCCCCAGUCGGCUGACCCCAAGUACCAGCAGCUCAUGUGCUUCCACGUCUACGCCGAGCCCCACGAGGGCAUCGCACCCAGCCCCUCCGCCUACUACGAGGUGGAAGAGCCCAUCCCCUUCUACGCCACGGGACGGGGCUCCAGCCCCAGCUCCGAGGAGAACGUCUACUCCGAGGUGGCGGUGGCCCGGCAGGACCUGCCCACCCCUCUCCCUGGGGGGGUCCGAGGAGCCUUCUCCACGCUGCCCCCCAAACCCCGCGCUCAUCGUCAGCUCUUCCGCAGCGCGUCCAGCCAGGCCUCCAAGAAGCGGCAGCUCCCGGCUGCUCCCACCGCAGUCAGGAAGGAGAGAGGAGGCUCCGGCCCGGCCGCGGAGGUUCCUCAGGGCACGACGACGAACCCUCGGCUGGAGUUCGACAAUCCCGUUGGCAGCCGGAGGACGAGCGGCACAAAGCGAGCCACGACUGCGGCAGGGCAGGAGAGCCCCGAGAACAUUUACGAGCAGCUUUCUGGAGACCGUCUCUGAGCCACCCACCCAGACAACCAGCACUGGCGAUACCAAUCCGCUCCGCCCCAGGAUUCCCACGCCCUUCCCGACACGACAGCCUGCUUCCCAAGCCCUGCGAGAGAGUUAAGAGGAGAAACAGAUUUAAUUUAUCUUGAAACACAUUCGGAA
This is a messenger RNA of Grus americana (Whooping crane), 1645 nucleotides long. It is a transcript of the gene SH2D2A, whose product is annotated as SH2 domain containing 2A. Gene Ontology annotation, cellular component: cytoplasm. Lineage: Eukaryota; Metazoa; Chordata; Aves; Gruiformes; Gruidae. Bases 53 to 1495 code for a protein of 480 amino acids. The record is from RefSeq and is a predicted model, not a curated record. The transcript has 9 exons.